[Torrubiella] hemipterigena is the source of this 696-nucleotide messenger RNA. NCBI's taxonomy places the organism in Eukaryota, Fungi, Ascomycota, Sordariomycetes, Hypocreales, Clavicipitaceae. The record is from the annotation of a GenBank genome assembly.
AUGGCUUCCGAGACCGAGUCAACCCUGACUCCUCCUUCUGACCCCAGUCUCGUUGACGAUGGGCCGAGUUUCCGUGAAGCAUAUCCAGAAUACAGCAAAACAUGGCGUCUAGACAUUCUUCGAUUCAAACAAUAUGCGUACUUGGAUACUGACAGCCAUAUAUACGUCGACUACACAGGCGCCGGCCUUGCAGCCAAAGCUCAAUACGCUGCCCACGCACACCGACUGUCCGAAUCCGUCUUUGGAAACCCUCACUCCUCGAACCCGACAAGCCUGUCCUCGACCGAACAAAUAGAAGCUACCCGAGUGCGAGUCUUGAGGUACUUUCAUGCCGAUCCAGCAGAGUAUGCCGUAAUAUUCACGGCCAAUGCCACAGCAGCAGCCCGCCUCGUGGGGGAGGCCUAUCCUUUUACGCGCAGUUCCAAGCUCCUGCUCACCUCUGACAACCAUAACUCCAUAGUAGGCAUACGUGAAUUUGCUCGAAGAUGCCGAGCCAAAGCCGUGUACAUACCGAUGGCUGGCUCCGAGUUGCGCAUCGAGACUGAUACGGUGAUCCAAGCCUUGAAAGAGCAGAGACCGGGCCCUUUCAUGACUGCCAAGUCGCUCUUUGCGUAUCCUGCUCAGAGUAAUUUUAGUGGUGUGCGGCACUCGCUGCAUUGGAUCUCGCAAGCAUCAAGCCAGAUUUUGUCACUGUAA